Fopius arisanus is the source of this 5963-nucleotide messenger RNA. Its product is annotated as Histone gene-specific Epigenetic Repressor in late S phase. Gene Ontology annotation, molecular function: chromatin binding; transcription cis-regulatory region binding. The transcript has 10 exons. The coding region runs from base 519 to 5867 and encodes 1782 amino acids. Gene Ontology annotation, cellular component: chromatin silencing complex. The record is from RefSeq and is a predicted model, not a curated record. Gene Ontology annotation, biological process: negative regulation of DNA-templated transcription; heterochromatin formation. NCBI's taxonomy places the organism in Eukaryota, Metazoa, Arthropoda, Insecta, Hymenoptera, Braconidae.
GAACACAGAGGUCCUUCGUAGUCGGACACAAGAAAAUGGCGGACAGUGCUACGGCGAAAGGGCAGGGACGUUCCAAGAGAUGAGACUUGCUAUCCAAUCAGCAUGUGAUUUAACAAUUACCAAAAAUCCUUUACAUUGUUAAAUUAUUCGUAUAAUUAUUAAUUGAUUGCCCAGGGGAAGAAUUCAUUCAAGUUCUCCUGUUUUUAUACCACCAGAGUUGUUCCAUUCAUUGUGUUAUUUUGUUUCAUCAAGUGCGUUAAAGGUGUUGGACUUGGCAUACUCGCCAUAGAGAACAAUAUAAUCACUCCUCCCAAGUGUUUGUGACAUGUAGACAAUUUCCACUAGGACAUUGACAAGUGAACAAACAAUUCCAGAAUAAAUUUCACUGACUCCGGCAUCAAUAUAUAAACCUGGCAAUGUCAAUCAGAUAGUUUAAAUUCAAUGAAUAGAAUUAAACGUUUGGCUAAUCAACAAUAUAAUCCAUAAUCAAAGAUGUGAACUCCGGGUGGUAGUACGUAAUGAAGCCACAAAAGAAGGCUACUGUUGCGCAAAAGGCGCCAAAGUCGCCAUCGGUUGCCAACAAGCGCCGUCCUUUAAACGAUAAAUUAUCCACUGAUACAAAAAAAGAUAUUAAAAAAUUGAGAAGAAUCGACAAAACCGACGAGCUUAAGAGGAAAUUGGAAUACGACAAGAAAAAACUAGAAAAGAAGAAAUUAAUUGAGGAAGGGAAAAAAAUGGAGGACUCUAAGAAGAGAGAUAAAUCUGAUAAACUUGACACUAAAAAGUUGCUCAAGGAUGCGGAUAAGAGGAUCGAAAGCUACGAGGAUAAGAGAAUUGAAAAAACAUUGGAGAAUGUUGAAGACUCUUGUCCAGAGUCAAAUUUGAUCUGUUUAGAAAAACGAAAAAAUCUUAAAUUGGAAGAGAAGCAAAGAGGGGAAAAACAAAACGUAGACAUAAAGAAGAAAUUUGAAGAGAAAAAGAGAUUAUUGAAGGGGAUUGAAAUUAGCGAGUCUGAGCCAAUAUUAACUUCUCCAUUGCCCAAUGAAUCUAAGCUAGACGAUAAAAUUCAGAUUCCACUGACGAAGAAAAAAAUUAAAGAUGAUAAAAAGAAGGAUGUUAAAACAAUAAAGCUCGAAACAGCUAAAGACCUCAAGACCAAUACUCCCACCAAAGACAACAAACUAGAGAAGAAAUCAUCGGACGUUGCGAAAAAAAUUAAAUCAGUCAUUCAGAAAAAAGCUUCAAAACCAUCUCAAAAGAAAAACUCAACUAAAAAAACAGUUGUAGCCAAAAAAUGUCCAUUAGCCAAGAAGCUGAUUGAAAAGAAAAUGAAACUAGUCAAAACCAUUUCAAUGAAGGAAGACAGUUCCUCUCCUUCUGAAGAAAAUGAAAUUAUUAUUAAUCCAAAGAAGAAGUGUCUUCUGGAAAAAUCAAAUAUUGCUUGCGUGAAAAAAGCAAAAUUGGCAAAACAAUUGAAAGCAAAACUUGCUCCAAAGAAUGUGAAGAUUAUAAAGAAGGAAAAAUUACGGAAGAUAACGGAUAAAGUUGUGAAGAAAGGAUUAGAUAUGAAAGAAUUGGAAAAAUUGUCGGAUUGUAAAAAAAUGUCAAAGGAGGUAUCAUCGAGUGUCGAAGGAUUGAAGCAAGAACUCUCGGACAAACUCGAUGAGGAGGAAAAUUUCAAGUCUUCAGAAAUUAACAAAUCUCAAAAAUUAACAACCAAAUUAAAGCCUAAAAGAGCACCUCGAAAAUCUGUAAAAUCAUCAGUGAAAUGUUCAGAGAGGGAGCAAGAGGAUCAAGUAACUACCAAAACAGAAAAUAUUUCACCAAAAUCUCCCUUGUCAAAUUCAAUGAAAAAUAUUGCUGAAAAUCAACAAGGAAUAGAUCUAAAAAUUGAAGUAAUGGCAAAUACAUCAAGCAGCGACAGUCCACCUUCUUCAAGUGAUUCUGAUCACGACUAUGUUGAUACAUCGCAACGACGAAAGAAAAAUAAAAGUAAAAGUAACAAUAAUAAGAAAAGGGAGGAAGAUGAGGAAAGUCUUGAUAAUUCUUCGAACGAUGAAAGAGCAAGACGAAUGCGAUUAUUUGGAUUUUGGAGUGGGCCGAAACGCCAUCGUGUCGCAUCAUUGAAUGCACUGGCAAAGGUUCACUGCCUCUAUGAAAAUGAAGCUGGUGGCGUUUACCUGGGGGGUUUUUGCAAGCCAAAACCAGAAAAAGACACCAAAUCAAAGAAAACAACAGCUAAAGAAGAGAAGGAAGAGUCUUCUGGGCGAAAAGAGAAGGAUAAGAAAGCUGAUGGCUCCAACAACACAUCCAAGAGAAACUUGAGAAAUGUUCCAGGUUUAAGAGGGAAACACUGGGACAUGAUGGAGUGCUCCUCUUCCUCCUCGUCAUCCUCUGAGGAUGAAUCUGGUCAGAGGAAUGAGAGAAACGUUAAACGUGGUGGAAGGAAAAAAAAUACACCGAGAAAAAAAAAGAGCGAAGAGGUGAUGGAUCUCAAGGAUAUGGUUGUAUGUAAGAGAAUGGCUAGUUUAAAUGCAUCAGCUAUAUUAGCAGCCUCUUAUUCCGAUGAGAAAAAUAGACAGAGUAGUUCGGAAGAAACUGAAAGUGAAUCUAGUGAAGUGGAGGUUAUUAAGAGACGAAAACAAAUUGAUAAUGAUGGAGAUAAGAAAAAAGCUCGACUGGGUAACGAUGACGAUGUUCUCAAACCGGCAAAGAAGGUGGUUGUUCUGAAUCAGGAUACAGAUGUUACUAUAACGGGUGUCUAUGUUAAUCAAACCCGCUCAACUCACCACGAGGGUUUCUGCAGUAUUGCCGGAAUGCAAUAUAGGAUCAGUUCGACCAGUCACACACAAACGGCUGCAACUGCCGUUGCCACUGAACUUCAUGAACAGAAAGUCGAACAGCCCUGCAAGUCUUACACACCCCUUGGAGCCCUGUCAUCAAUGCAACCACCAGGAAGCCAGGCCAAUCAUGCAGAGAUGUCUCCUCGAAGACACUCCGCAUUUAGUGCUCCCCAUCAGCACGGAUACUAUCAGCCGGCUGGUCCACUAAUACAACAUCCUCCAACGUUACCACCUAUCAAAGCACCACCGCCAGAGCCAACACCUACGCCACCCCAAAAUUCGGAAGGCUCUGAUGAUCUUAUUGCAACGUCAACCACUUCCGGUGGAACCAACAGCACAGUAGCUGGUGGUUUCUAUCGAGCCUAUUGCCCUCAAUAUUAUGGGACACCUCCCCAGUAUCAAGAACUAUGUUAUCCACCGACAUAUCCGCAUCCGCAUUCGCAUCCACCGCCUUACUACAAAUACGCACCGGCGUAUAGAAGGCAAUAUUACGGAUAUGGUGAUAGUGGUGUUGUUGUUGGUGGUGGUGGUGGUAUUGGUGUUGGUGGUGGUGGUGGUGGUGGCGGCGGCGGUGGUAUUGGUAUUGGAGGUGUUGGUGGAGGUGGAGGUGGUGGUGGUUCAGGAGGUUCAGCGGUGGAAUAUCAGCCACCACCUCCACCACCCCCAGGGGAAUAUCCAAUGCCUCCAUACUACAGCGCAUAUCCUCCUCCACCACCGCCACUGCCACCCCCUCCACCCAAUCCUGCAUACCUCCAUGGCCAAGGUCGUGCCAUUGUCGACCAUGCGACAUUUCAGGGCUGCCCAUGCCCCAUGCAAUCAUGUCCAAAAAACGUGGAUACUGGACCCCUUAUUGGUAAUGGUAAGGGGGCGCCAGUGGCAUCUGGGCCAGGUCUGUCAUUGCCACCCAGUGCAUUGGUAGGUCCGCCAUCACCAGCGAGGGGACUUGCUGGUUUAGCUCCACCUCACGGCGCCAAUGCAUGGGAUACAGAUCGUGUCCAACUAAACACGCAUCGCAACCCAAAUCAAAACCAAUCAAACUCCAUUUCUAAAAUUCAACAUCAUGAUCAAUGCAAUAAUAAAAAUGAGGAGAAACUUGAGCAUGAUAAAGAUGAGAAGAAGAAGAAAAAGAAUAAGAAGCAGCACCAGGAGGAGCAGGAGGAUAAAAAUUGUCAGAGAUGCUUGUGUCAAAAAGGCGUUUGUACAUCUGCCUGUGAAGUUGUGAAGAAAGAAAAAUUAUCACCAUCCGAACAAGUCCAACCAUUGCAAACAACAAAUCUAUCAGAAAAUCUUGAUGGAUUUAAGGUUGAAAAUAACAAUGUUAAGUGCGAGUCCUGUAGUGUUGGUGUAAACAAAAAUAUAUCUUGUACAGCGAACUGUAAUGUUGAAUGUGAGAAUAAUUACAGGUGUGAUAUCAUCAAGUGCGAACAGUGUAUUAAAGAGGGGCAAAUAGCAAUCCUUGAAAUGGACAAAGACUCGGGAAUUCUUCUCAUUGACGACAAGCUCGAUGAAAAUUGUGUAAAGGAAGAGAUUGAUGAAAUUGCGGAAAUUGCCGAUUGGGAAAAGCCCGAUUAUGAAGCGACUGUUGUUAAUGAGUCAGUUGGAGAUGAAGAGAGAAAAAUUAUAACUCAAGAAUCAAAGUGUCAGAAAUUGACCAAGAGAAAAUUGUCACUGGACAGCUUGUCUGACAGUUGGAAAAAUAAAAAAGUUGACAAGAGAACACUCUCAGUGGGAUCAACGAGAGAUAAUGAAGAAGACAAACUUCUCAAUCCUAUGAAUGGUAGAUAUGUUGAUGUUAAAGCAACAGGGAAAAAGAAGAACAGUCAAGUGAAGAGAAAAGCUGAAGAGAUUAAUCCAUUGGAGGCCAAUAGCAAAAAAAUGAGAAGCAAGCAAAAUUCUACUCUGAAUUGCUUGAAAAAAUCAGCUAGCGAGAGUUCUAUUAUGGAGACCAUUGAUAAUGUCAUUCAACAGAGUCUUCAGAUGACCAGUAAGAAAAAGGAUUGUAAAGUGAAGAGCAGGGAAAGUGGAAGUGCUGUUAAGAGAAAGACGGUCAACAUUUUGUCGAUGAUAAAAAAAGUUCCCAAGGCAAUAGUCAAGGCUGUUGUCACUGAUGAAAUUAGCCUCAAGACUGAGAUAAAAAUCCCAAAAGAGGUGAAAAUAAAUAAAAUUGAAUCAAAAAUUGUCAAAAUGAAGAAUGCGGAGAAUAAACCCAAAAUUGGCAAAGUUCAUAAUAAUAAAAUCAAUCAACUGAGCAGAGCAAGUGAAUGUAAAAAAACCGAUGAGAUGUGUGAGGAGGUUACAAAGACUCUAACUGCCUUACCCAGAAAGAAGAGGAAUAAUAAUAACAAAAGUACAAAAAAAGCAGGAAGCUGCAAGAAAUUAGGCAAGACUGAAGAGAAUAUUGUAACUAGUGAGAAUUGUAUUCUCGUUAGGAGGCCAUUUCUUAAACCCAAGUGGAGUAAUGGAUGGAGUUGGGAGGGAGAUUCGUAUGAAGCCAAAGUUUAUUUAACAAAUGAAAAAUCAGCGAUUCGUACAUGUUACGCAGCAAUGAGACACAUAAGUGGGGAUGUCUUACGACCGAGAGACUGCGUACUCUUAAAAAGUGGUCCAAGAAAGGCUGAUUUACCCUAUGUUGCGAAAAUUGCAGCACUUUGGGAAAAUCCUGAUGAUGGAGAAAUGAUGUUCUCAUUACUCUGGUAUUAUCGACCAGAACAUACCGAACAGGGUCGGACCGAUUACGAUACUGAGGAUGAGGUAUUUGCCUCUCGUCACCGCGAUGCCAACAGUGUUGCUUGCAUAGAGGAUAAAUGUUAUAUUCUAACAUUCAACGAGUAUUGUCGAUAUCGCAAGGAUUUACGGAGAACGGAGGAAGGCUUAGAGUCUCCGGGAUUAAUUGUUCCACCGGGGGAUCAUCGAUACCCCCGAAAAUCCAGGCAGCCCCCGAUUCCCGUGCCCUCCGAUAUGGUACUCUUCUGUCGACGGGUUUAUGAUUAUCGUGGAAAAAAACUCGUUAAAAAUCCCGGAUGACUCGACAUUGUAAAUUAGCCCGACAAUGGGGAUCAAUAAGGGAGAUUACACAAGAGCACAAAGAAUUAAAAUGAGAAAAGCCUGCAACAACUAAAA